AUGCGUGUUUUCCUCAACUUGGCCUAUGGACCCAUUGCGUUCCUUCUGCUUGCGUUGGCCUACAUGAAUUUCACUUCUGCCAGCCCGGUAGGAAUUCGCUCCGAGCAGUGUAGCACCGGGGACGUCCAAUGCUGCAACUUGCUCACAUUCUCGAACGAUAGCGUUCUCGGUCCUCUUCUCAACCUCGCUAGCUCCACAGUGACUGGUGUGGUCGAGCUGAUAGGCAUCCAAUGCACACCCAUCAACAUCUUGGGCCUCACCCAGACCGCUCAGUGCCAAAGCCAGCCACUAUGCUGCUCCAACAAGAACGUCGUCAGUAUCUAA
Molecule: messenger RNA, 324 nt
Organism: Coprinopsis cinerea okayama7#130
Lineage: Eukaryota; Fungi; Basidiomycota; Agaricomycetes; Agaricales; Psathyrellaceae
Exons: 5
Coding region: 1-324 (107 amino acids)
Cellular component (GO): fungal-type cell wall
Molecular function (GO): structural constituent of cell wall
Source: RefSeq, a predicted model, not a curated record